Halichondria panicea is the source of this 1611-nucleotide messenger RNA. RefSeq lists its product as uncharacterized. The record is from RefSeq and is a predicted model, not a curated record. Bases 71 to 1444 code for a protein of 457 amino acids. The transcript has a single exon. Lineage: Eukaryota; Metazoa; Porifera; Demospongiae; Suberitida; Halichondriidae.
AAUUAUAAUUAUAAUUAUAGUAAUAGGCUCUCUAGUUAGUGGUAGAGUUUCAACAGCAAAACAUUGAGUUAUGGAGCUAAACGUUGACGUUAUCUACGAUGUUGUAGAUGCUAGCAACAGCAGAGGAGAAAGAGAAACACAAGCCACUCAAUUACAGGAAAACAUAGCUUACAUUGCAAAUGACAUUUCUCUUUCUAUCGAAGAUAAUGGCCACAACAAUAUUAUGGUUGAAAACAAUGGGAGAGAAACGUUUGCAUCGAAAACUAACACAGCCUAUGCCUCGACUGAUUUUGAUGCCAACAGUGUUUUAGACAACAACAAGAGAAAAAGACAAGGCUUGGCUAAAAAUGCAUAUAAUAAACCGAAGUGGCUUCCAAUUCUUGCCGUCGUAGCUUUUGUUCUGUCUCUGUUGGUAGCUGUGGCUGCACUGGUGUACACCAAUAUAGAGUUGAAGAAUCAAAUGAGCAGUACCAAUAAGGAAGUACAGUCUAUGAGGGAACAACUGAACAACCAAUCCAGUCAACUCAGCAAUUCCAUCUUAGCUCUUUCAAGCAACAUUAAUGAAAUCGUUAUUCGAGACCUCAAUGACGUACAGUCCAUUAUUGCUGAGUUAGGUACAAUGGCAUUCUAUCCUGGAGCAAGAAUAGGAAACCCAGCUAGCUCUUGUAGUGACAUCCCUCAAGGCCUACCAUCUGGAGAAUACUGGAUUGCCACUGACAGUACUAGCUCUCCUGUUCAGGUCUACUGUGAUAUGAAUCGAACAAGCUGUAGCUGCAACACUAUAGGAGGAUGGAUGAGAGUAGCCAACCUUGACAUGACUGAUCCCAACCAAAACUGCCCAGAGGAAUUGAGAUUGAUAACUAGGUCACAACCACCAUUGCGUACUUGUGGCAGACAUGCACCGGGAUGUGUGUCUACUACCUAUUCAACGUAUGGGGUAAAGUAUUCGAAAGUUUGCGGUCGAAUAAUUGCAUUUCAAAACAGUUCACCGGAUGCUUUUGCUCCAUAUUUCUACAACAGAGAUUUAUCUAUUGAUGAUGGUUACGUUGAUGGUGUGAGCCUAACCCAUGGUCAGUCGUCUCGUCAGCACAUCUGGACAUUUGCUAAUGCACUUGAUGAAACUCCCUCCAAUAAUUUUGCGUGUCCCUGCACAAGAUCUGACCUGACCUACACUGGAGUUGUACCUCCCUUCAUUGGUCAAGACUACUUCUGUGAAACUGGAAGCCGAAAACAAUGGAGGUAUAUCUUCUACUCUGAUGAUCCACUCUGGGACGGUCAGGGAUGCGGGGCUACCAGUACUUGCUGUGAGUUCAACAACCCACCAUGGUUCUGCAAGCAACUCCCUCAACCAACUACAGACGAUAUUGAGCUGAGGAUUUGUGGUAAUGAAGACAUUAGCAAUGAAGACACAGCCAUUGAGCUAGUUGAGAUCUAUGUUCAUUGAAUCCGACGCUCAAGACUAUAAUUAUAGUAGAGCUGAUACCCUGGUACAUUACACGUUUUCUUUUAUAAUCUUACAUUUUAGCUUCUAAAAUCAUGCAGGUUAAUAGUUAUUUUACACCAUGUACAUGUAGCACGAUAUUAACCAUCAACAUACAAACAUGUUAUGAC